Messenger RNA from Setaria italica (foxtail millet), 1533 nucleotides. RefSeq names its product mitogen-activated protein kinase 3. Lineage: Eukaryota; Viridiplantae; Streptophyta; Magnoliopsida; Poales; Poaceae. Gene Ontology annotation, molecular function: MAP kinase activity; ATP binding. Bases 124 to 1236 code for a protein of 370 amino acids. Gene Ontology annotation, biological process: intracellular signal transduction; protein phosphorylation. The transcript has 3 exons. The record is from RefSeq and is a predicted model, not a curated record. Gene Ontology annotation, cellular component: nucleus; cytoplasm.
UCGCGGCCUCACGGGACUCCCUUCUCCUCUGUUUCUUCCUCCCCCUUCCCCACCACGCUCGCGGCUUAGCUUCCCACCGCCCCGCCCAGGCGCGCCUCCCCCUCCUCCUCUUCUCCUUAGAAAAUGGCGAUGAUGGUGGAUCCUCCAAAUGGAUUGGGAAGCCAAGGAAAGCAUUACUACUCUAUGUGGCAAACAUUAUUUGAGAUAGACACUAAAUAUGUGCCUAUCAAGCCCAUAGGGCGAGGAGCUUAUGGAAUAGUUUGUUCAUCCAUCAACCGCGAGACAAAUGAGAAAGUAGCAAUAAAGAAGAUACACAAUGUUUUUGACAACCGUGUGGAUGCACUAAGGACCUUGCGGGAGCUGAAACUCCUUCGCCAUCUCCGCCAUGAGAAUGUCAUUGCUUUGAAGGACAUAAUGAUGCCAGCACACAGGAGGAGCUUUAAGGAUGUGUACUUGGUCUAUGAGCUCAUGGAUACUGAUUUGCACCAGAUAAUCAAAUCACCUCAGGGGCUUUCCAAUGAUCACUGCCAGUAUUUUCUUUUUCAGUUGCUCCGAGGACUGAAAUAUCUCCAUUCAGCAGAAAUACUCCACAGAGACCUAAAACCUGGAAACCUGCUGGUGAAUGCCAACUGUGAUCUGAAGAUAUGUGAUUUUGGCCUUGCGCGUACAAACAGCAGUAAAGGCCAGUUUAUGACUGAAUACGUCGUCACCCGCUGGUACAGAGCUCCUGAGUUGCUCCUCUGCUGUGACAACUAUGGGACAUCCAUAGAUGUUUGGUCUGUUGGGUGCAUCUUUGCUGAGCUCCUUGGCCGCAAGCCAAUAUUUCCAGGAACCGAGUGCCUAAACCAGCUCAAGCUCAUAGUGAAUGUUCUCGGCACCAUGAGUGAGUCUGACCUAGAGUUCAUCGACAACCCGAAAGCUCGGAGAUACAUCAAGUCCCUUCCCUACACUCCUGGUGUUCCCCUGGCAACUAUGUACCCGCAUGCGCACCCCCUCGCCAUUGAUCUACUGCAGAAGAUGCUCAUCUUCGACCCCACCAAGAGGAUCAGCGUCACCGAGGCUCUUGAGCACCCUUACAUGUCCCCUCUGUACGAUCCAAGCGCGAACCCUCCUGCCCAGGUGCCCAUCGAUCUCGACAUAGACGAAAACAUCAGCUCGGAGAUGAUCAGAGAAAUGAUGUGGCAGGAGAUGCUCCACUACCACCCCGAAGUCGUCACGGCAGUAAGCAUGUCAUGAUCUCCUACUGUCCCAGGACCUCGGCAGGCUCACCCUUUUUUUGAUAAAAGCCUACUGCGAUUUAGCCGACUACGGCGCCUAGCUUUUGUAGCACCUUUAAUGUGUGUUUGAUGCUUGGCUUGUGUAAAUACGAAGAUGCGCCCAAUAGGAGGCGUAUGGAUAGCUUUUAUCAUCAUGGACCAUUACUUGGUGUAUGCAUCGGUCGACUGUUGUGUGAUGUUGUAUGAGUUCAUGAAGCUCUGUUAAAGUGAGCUCAGUAAUCCUAUGAGUACUUAGUUCAGUAAUCUCUACUGUUUA